AUGCAGCCGCCGCGCUCACCGGUUUCUCGAGAGCCUCUGAGGCCCGACGAGCUGGUGAUCGUCGUGAUCGCCCACAACCGCCCAGACUGUCUGGAAAGAUGUCUCGCUGGCCUCGCCCAGCUCGACGAGAUCCAGAACUUUCGCAUUGCCGUGUCCCUGGAUGACGCAUCGUCUUUCGGCAACAUGGAAGCAGCAGUGCGGAAAGCCGCGCCCAAUUUGAAGGUCGAUGUCUGGCACAAGAGCAAGAUUGCAGGGGAUCGUGCCCCACUGCAAUCAAAAACUGCAGUUUCUAAGAUCUCCGAGCACUUUCGAUUCGCCUUGGCGGAGAGCUUCGAACGGCAGCAGUUUGAGUUCGCGAUCUUUUUGGAGAACGACCUGCUGGUUUCUCCUGAUUUCCUGUGGCUUUUCCGAGCCGCAGCCUGGUUGCUCCUGGAAGAUCCGACUCUGUUCUGCGUCUCGGCCUGGAAUGACAACGGAUUUCCUGGCUUGGUCUCCAACGAGUCUAAGCUGUUUCGUACUGACUACUUCCCCGGCCUGGGAUGGAUGAUUCACAAGUCCACAUGGCUUGGUUUGCUGAAGGAGGAGUGGCCGCGAUUCCCGAGCACAGGCUGGGACCACUGGCUGAGGCAUGGCUCUGGUCUGUAUCCUCGAGAGUGCAUCGUGCCAGAAGUAUCCAGGACCCACCACUUUGACACCCGUGGCACCAACGUCAAGGCCGGCACUCCGCUGGCCAAGAAGUUGAACGGGAUGCCCUCCAGCCGGCUGCAGCCUAAAGGCUUGGGCGAUCUGGGGUACUUGCUACAAGACUCCUACGAGGCUGAGAUACGCCAGAGUUUGCACCAGGCAGAGGUGAUCGGCCCAGACCGUCUUAUGGCACUCAAUCCUCACAAGGCAUACGUGCUGCCAUAUUUCCGCCGAGAUUACAAGAAACUUGCUCAGAAACUACAAUUGACAGAGGCCCAACCUCGAGCUGCACAUCGCGGUGUGAUCUCCACUAGGGAUCCGACUAGUGGCGCACGAGUCUACUUGGCAGAUCGCAUGAAAAGUCAGGGAUUGCUCCCAGACGCCGAGCGCGCCGAGCCGCACCUCCUGCGCCGCAUUGACAAGGCGCAGCCGGGUGAAUCUUGCGCCAACAUGUGCGCACGGAUGGGAAUGCACUGUGCCGACCUGGAGUUGGAGUUCAUCAACAAUUGCGCCGCCCUGAAGCGUUUUUUUCCUUGUGAGGAAGGUUGCGGACAUCAGGUGGGGCAGGAGAUUCCUUGCUAUGUUCACGACAUCAGCAAAGACACCGGCAAGCAGUGCCUGGUCACGGAUGAUGCGAUCUCUGUCUGUACAGCCAGCAAUGCCGCCACGUCGCGACUCUGCGCUUGUGUACCUCUUUGA
This is a messenger RNA of Symbiodinium sp. CCMP2456, 1383 nucleotides long. The record is from the annotation of a GenBank genome assembly. Lineage: Eukaryota; Dinophyceae; Suessiales; Symbiodiniaceae.